AUGAAUUGGAUUUGCCGUUUCUCAAUCCGCAAAUCGCUAUCGCAGUCGCGAAAGUUCAUUCGUACGGUUGAUAAAUAUUUAAAACGCAACGCUCAUUUAUCUCAACCCGCCGUUAUCAGAGCUCUCCAAGACUGCCGUUUCCUCGCCGGUCUAACCAUGGAUUACCUCUUAACGUCGUUUCAAACAGUUAACGUCACGUCAGCGAAAUCAUCCUCCUCCAAAACGUUAUCGUUUCCAAAGGCUGAAGAUAUCCAAACGCUUCUUUCCGCAGCGUUAACGAACGAGCAGACGUGUCUGGAGGGACUCACAACCGCCGCUUCAUUUUCCGCCACGUGGACGGUAAGAAACGGCGUUGCAUUGCCUCUAGUCAACGACACGAAGCUCUUUAGUGUCUCACUCGCUCUCUUCACCAAAGGAUGGGUCCCAAAGAAGAAGAAACGAGCCGGGUUUGCUUGGGCUCACCCGAGAUCCGGAUCAUCCACCCACACUAAACCAUUCCGUCUGUUCCGUAACGGAGCUCUGCCGUUGAAAAUGACGGAACGAACGAAAGCCGUAUACGAAUCUCUAAGCAGGCGAAAACUCUCCGACGGCGAUGGAGACGACGGAAGCAUGGUGUUGAUAAGCGAUAUCGUCACCGUGAGUCAAGACGGAACCGGAAACUUUACCAAUAUCACGGCGGCGGUCGCGGCGUCUCCGAAUAACACCGACGGAAGCGGCGGGUUCUUCUUGAUUUACGUGACAGCGGGGAUCUACGAAGAAUACGUUUCAAUAGCAAAGAACAAAAAGUACAUGAUGAUGAUCGGCGACGGAAUUAAUCAGACGGUGGUCACAGGGAAUAGAAGCGUCGUCGACGGUUGGACAACUUUUAAUUCCGCCACCUUUGCUGUGACAGCACCAAACUUCGUUGCGGUUAACAUAACUUUCCGGAACACGGCCGGACCGGAGAAGCACCAGGCGGUUGCGUUACGGAGCGGUGCAGAUUUCUCAAUCUUCUAUAGUUGUAGUUUCGAGGCUUAUCAAGAUACGCUCUACGCACAUUCUCUAAGACAGUUUUAUAGAGAAUGCGAUGUCUACGGAACGGUAGAUUUUAUAUUCGGAAACGCGGCUGUAGUGUUUCAGAAUUGCAAUUUAUAUCCGAGAAAACCGAUGCCGAACCAGUUCAACGCAAUCACGGCACAAGGCCGGUCUGAUCCGAACCAAAACACCGGUACGUCGAUCCAUAACUGUACGAUUAAACCCGCGAAUGAUCUUGUUUCUAGUAACUACACCGUUAGAACGUAUUUGGGUCGACCGUGGAAGGAGUAUUCACGGACGGUUAUCAUGCAAUCGUACAUUGAUGGUUUUGUUGAACCGGUUGGUUGGAGAGAAUGGAACGGCGAUUUUGCAUUGAGUACGUUAUACUACGCGGAGUAUAACAAUACCGGACCUGGUUCAAACACUACAACUCGUGUUACAUGGCCCGGUUAUCACGUGGCUAAUUCUACUGAUGCAGCUAAUUUCACAGUCACUGGUUUGUUUCUUGAAGAUGAUUGGAUUUGGAAGACGGGAGUGCCUUACACCAGCGGUUUGAUUUCAUAAUAAUUUUUUUGUUGUUACUCUUGAUUAUUUCUUUUUAUUAAUUUAAUUUGAAGAAAGUGUA
Messenger RNA from Brassica oleracea var. oleracea, 1639 nucleotides. Its product is annotated as probable pectinesterase/pectinesterase inhibitor 7. Gene Ontology annotation, biological process: cell wall modification. The record is from RefSeq and is a predicted model, not a curated record. Gene Ontology annotation, molecular function: pectinesterase activity; pectinesterase inhibitor activity. Bases 1 to 1578 code for a protein of 525 amino acids. The transcript has 2 exons. NCBI's taxonomy places the organism in Eukaryota, Viridiplantae, Streptophyta, Magnoliopsida, Brassicales, Brassicaceae.